Grammomys surdaster is the source of this 7318-nucleotide messenger RNA. It is a transcript of the gene Dlg2, whose product is annotated as discs large MAGUK scaffold protein 2. Bases 268 to 2826 code for a protein of 852 amino acids. The transcript is spliced from 23 exons. Lineage: Eukaryota; Metazoa; Chordata; Mammalia; Rodentia; Muridae. Gene Ontology annotation, molecular function: kinase binding. The record is from RefSeq and is a predicted model, not a curated record. Gene Ontology annotation, cellular component: neuromuscular junction; postsynaptic density membrane; neuron projection. Gene Ontology annotation, biological process: chemical synaptic transmission.
UGAGGUUCUAACUUUCGGAUGCUGAAUCCUCGGCUAAUUGAAAUUACUGGGCACAAUGCUAUAUAUAGCCAAUGAAGAGAUUCUGAGCUCUCACUCAGUGCCUUCAAGACAUGUCGUUUUGUAGUCAGAGGAAACAGGGAUCAAUGCAUUUUCAAACUGACAGAGGGAACGGAUGCUCCUUAGCAGCACAUGCCCAGGAUCGUGUGUGUGGGGCUUGCGCUGUGCUGAGAAGCUGAUCACCGGCCCAUAUGCCCCUUAUUUACUGCAAUGUUCUUUGCAUGUUAUUGUGCACUCCGGACUAACGUGAAGAAGUAUCGAUACCAAGAUGAGGAUGGGCCACAUGAUCAUUCCUUACCUCGGCUAACUCAUGAAGUAAGAGGUCCAGAACUGGUGCAUGUGUCGGAAAAGAACCUCUCUCAAAUAGAAAAUGUCCAUGGAUAUGUCUUACAGUCUCACAUUUCUCCUCUGAAGGCUAGCCCUGCUCCUAUAAUUGUCAACACAGACACUUUGGACACUAUUCCUUAUGUCAAUGGAACAGAAAUUGAAUAUGAAUUUGAAGAAAUUACACUGGAGAGGGGAAAUUCAGGUCUGGGAUUCAGUAUUGCUGGAGGGACAGAUAAUCCCCACAUUGGAGAUGACCCUGGCAUAUUUAUUACGAAGAUUAUUCCAGGAGGUGCUGCAGCAGAGGAUGGCAGACUCAGGGUCAACGAUUGUAUCUUGCGGGUGAAUGAAGUUGAUGUGUCGGAGGUUUCCCACAGUAAAGCAGUGGAGGCUCUCAAGGAAGCGGGCUCUAUUGUGCGGCUGUAUGUGCGCAGAAGACGACCCAUAUUGGAGACUGUUGUGGAAAUCAAACUUUUCAAAGGGCCAAAAGGUUUAGGCUUCAGUAUUGCUGGAGGGGUGGGGAACCAGCACAUUCCUGGAGACAACAGCAUUUAUGUAACAAAAAUUAUAGAUGGCGGAGCUGCACAGAAAGAUGGAAGGUUGCAAGUAGGAGACAGACUGCUAAUGGUAAAUAACUAUAGUUUAGAAGAAGUUACACACGAAGAGGCUGUAGCGAUAUUGAAGAACACAUCUGAUGUUGUUUAUCUAAAAGUUGGCAAACCCACCACCAUUUAUAUGACUGAUCCUUAUGGGCCACCGGAUAUUACUCACUCUUAUUCUCCACCGAUGGAAAAUCAUCUGCUGUCUGGUAACAAUGGCACGUUAGAAUACAAAACUUCCCUGCCACCCAUCUCUCCAGGAAGGUACUCACCAAUUCCAAAGCACAUGCUGGUUGAAGAUGACUACACCAGGCCUCCGGAACCUGUUUACAGCACUGUGAAUAAACUGUGUGAUAAGCCCGCUUCUCCCAGGCACUAUUCCCCUGUUGAGUGUGACAAAAGCUUCCUUCUCUCAACUCCCUACCCCCACUACCACCUAGGCCUGCUCCCUGACUCUGACAUGACCAGUCAUUCCCAGCACAGUACUGCAACUCGCCAGCCUUCCGUGACUCUCCAACGGGCCAUCUCCCUGGAAGGGGAGCCCCGCAAAGUAGUCCUUCACAAAGGCUCCACUGGCCUGGGCUUCAACAUUGUGGGCGGGGAAGAUGGAGAAGGUAUUUUUGUAUCCUUCAUUCUGGCCGGUGGACCAGCAGACCUGAGUGGGGAGCUCCAGAGAGGAGACCAGAUCUUAUCGGUGAACGGCAUCGAUCUCCGAGGAGCAUCUCAUGAGCAGGCAGCUGCAGCGCUGAAGGGGGCUGGGCAGACAGUAACAAUCAUAGCACAAUAUCAACCCGAAGAUUACGCUCGAUUUGAGGCCAAAAUCCAUGACCUACGAGAGCAGAUGAUGAACCACAGCAUGAGCUCCGGGUCCGGGUCCCUUCGAACUAAUCAGAAACGCUCCCUGUAUGUCAGAGCCAUGUUUGACUAUGACAAGAGCAAGGACAGCGGGCUGCCUAGCCAAGGACUUAGUUUUAAAUAUGGUGACAUCCUCCAUGUCAUCAACGCCUCUGAUGAUGAGUGGUGGCAAGCCAGAAGGGUCACACUAGAUGGGGACAGCGAGGAGAUGGGCGUCAUUCCCAGCAAGCGGAGGGUGGAAAGAAAGGAGCGUGCCCGAUUGAAGACAGUGAAGUUCAAUGCAAAACCUGGCGUGAUUGAUUCCAAAGGGGACAUCCCCGGAUUAGGUGACGACGGUUAUGGAACAAAGACUCUGAGAGGACAAGAAGAUCUCAUUCUUUCCUAUGAACCUGUCACAAGGCAGGAAAUAAACUACACCCGGCCAGUGAUUAUCCUGGGCCCCAUGAAGGAUCGAAUUAAUGACGACUUGAUAUCUGAAUUUCCUGAUAAAUUUGGCUCCUGUGUGCCUCAUACUACGAGGCCAAAGCGUGACUACGAAGUCGACGGCAGAGACUAUCACUUUGUCAUUUCUAGAGAACAAAUGGAGAAAGAUAUCCAAGAGCACAAAUUUAUAGAAGCUGGCCAGUACAAUGACAAUUUAUAUGGAACCAGUGUGCAGUCUGUGAGAUUUGUAGCAGAAAGGGGCAAACACUGUAUACUUGAUGUAUCAGGAAAUGCUAUUAAGCGGUUACAAGUCGCCCAGCUCUAUCCUAUUGCCAUCUUCAUAAAGCCCAAGUCUCUGGAACCUCUAAUGGAGAUGAAUAAGCGUCUGACAGAGGAACAAGCCAAGAAAACCUAUGACAGGGCAAUUAAGCUAGAACAAGAAUUUGGAGAAUAUUUUACAGCUAUUGUACAAGGAGAUACCUUAGAAGAUAUUUACAACCAAUGCAAGCUUGUUAUUGAAGAGCAGUCUGGACCUUUCAUCUGGAUUCCCUCAAAGGAGAAGUUAUAAAUUAGCUACUGCAGCUCUGACAAUGACAGAAGAGCAUUUAGAAGAACAAAAUAUAUAUAAUAUAACACUUGGAGGCUUUUAUGUUUUUGUUGCAUUUAUGUUUUUGCAGUCAAUGUGAAUCCUUAUGAAUGUACAACACAAACUGUGUGAAGCCAUGAAGGAAACAGAGGGGCCGAAGGGUGGGACGGAAAAGACAUCACAGUAUGCAGGAAGGCUUGGGUUUGCUCAAAGUACCAGGUGUAGGGAUGAAUCUCUGAUGGGCUCUCUGCCCUAGAGAUGGGCAGCCUUCUCACCCCAGCAGAUGUCCAGAGCUGUUUUAGCUGCUGAGCUCUCUGUGUUUGCUUUAAGAAAGUUGCCAGCACUUGAACCUCACCAACCUACCCCCCCUUACCCACCUCUGUAAUUGGUACACUUUGAAUUUUAUAACUAUGCACAUCCUUUGAUUUCCUAACAAGCAAAGGAAAUAGGGAAACCAGAAAGGAGUCCCUUUGAAGGCGACCUACUAUCAGGGGAGGAUGGUUGCUUCGUUUCCUUGGCUGGCAUGUGCAAAGACAAGUGUGUCGUGUGUGGAAGACUAACCUUACUGAGGAGGGGAUUCCACCUGGCUUAGCUUUAUGACUGUCAAUUGUCUAUUUUGCCAUUUAUAAGCUGAAAGAAGGCACUAAAGAUGAGAAUAAUUUAUACAAUAAAUAUAUUAAAUGUAUAGAAAUGAAUUUCUAUAGGUUAAAAAGUUUUGUGAAAUAUUUUGUAAACACUAAAAAACAUUGAAAGACUAAAUGUACGCACUCUCAGCAGAUGAUCAAAUUCAAGGAUUCGAGGCUGCACUCUCCCUCUUGUUGCCAAUGAUCCAUUCAGAGCAUCCGAGUUCCCUCCAGGUCUGACAAAGACUCCCCCUCACUCCCCUCCCCACUGCCCAUGCACACUAGCACACUAGCGAUACACACUUACGAAACACAUUCCUUAAUAAGUUGCCCUCAUAGGUAGUUUUGGAAGAGAUUUUUGUUACAAUUCUUUAAGCCCAUGGCUUUUCAGAGACAAACUCAUGCAAAUAAUCAAAAGGGAAAGAUUGUUUUCCUCUAGUUAAGUAGCCUGAGCCAACCAUGCAGAUAGUCAAAUAACUUUGUUCCUAGUUACUUGCAUACAGUUCAAGAACUAUUCAGUAUUCUGGCAAACCAUAAGUCAUUAGAAUUAUCUUUUCUUUGUUUCACAGAGCAACUGAAGUGUUUUGUAACAGCCCUAGUUGGCAUUACAGGGGGAUAUCUGUCCUAAGAUGCACUAUUUCUCUGAGGAAGAGAAAAAAGAGAAGUUAUCUAGUUGGGAGUGGUGAGGGAUGCACUUUGUUUCAGUAAUUAUGGCAAAGAGAACCACAAGAAAAGGACGAUUUAUGACUUUGAGCUCAACCAAUUGAAUUGCCUUCCUUAGGGCUGCACCUGGACCAAGUUUAUUUUUCUAACAAUUAUACUAAUAAUGAUUUUAAAAGAGAAACCUCCCAAAGCCUAUAAGCUGAAACACAGAGUUAGCUUUCCACUUUAGCGCUGAUGGUGUCGUCAGCCUGGUUCUGCCCAAGGUAUUUAGAGAGAGACUUUUUAGUGUUAUUAAUAACCACUCAUGUCUGGGUUCUAUGCAUGCCCGGAUUAAGCCCCAUCGCCUUAUUUCUGGGGUACAUCAAGACCUGGCAGGGAUUCUGCCACACUGUGCAGCCAACCAGCACAUAGGCUGGAGUACAAGAACAAAAGAUAGAGCCAUCAGAGUGAUGGGGCUUCUUCUAAGUUAGAACAUCAGAGCUUAAAACUGAGAGUCUCUUUCCAAAAUCAAGGGUCAUUCAUCUUUUACUAAAUACCAUUGUCUGCCCAGCUGCAGUCACCAAAACAAACAUUAAAUUGCAAAAGUAAGCAUCUACCUAUAGUCUUGAGGCUGCCUUUGCCAAAUGAAGGGGUACCAAGCAGCCAUGUGUAUUUUUUCCCCUCGAUUUUCUAGAGAUAGCCUUAGAGGGCUCAAAAUGCUAAAAGAUGUAUCCAUGUCUGCAACUCACCAGUUUCAGGUCACGGCCAACUUCCAUCAAUAUAGCUCUCAGAAGUUUUCUGACACUAGAAUGCCAUUCCUGAUCCCAGCUCUCUUUAUAGGCCACCGUGAUAACUUCUUUGGUUUCUCCACUGAGCAUGCAACCAUUUACCUUAUAGGACUGUCAUUAAUGAGUAGAUGUUUUCUCUAGUUGUGUGAUGUGCUUUCCAUUUGAUAGUAUUGCUGUGGCUGAGUACAAUCAAAUUGAACCACAAACCAUUGGUUUUGUAGUCAUAUAAUUAUUUAUUUUCCCAGUAUAGAUGCUUCUGGAUUAGCAUUAGCACUGAUUUUUUAUGUAGAUUUAUAUAAAUAUAAAUACAUAUAUAUUUGCUUGACAAAUCACCAAGCACAUUGGUGAGAGGGUCUUUUCCUAUAGAAUUCACUCAUCUGUUUUGUUGUAUUGUCCUGCACUUCCCAAUGUUGAGGUCUCUAUGGCUCCAAAGAACUGGUGUAUUUUGCAGUAAAUCCAAUGACAUAUAUGGAAAUGGCAUGAGAGUCACCCAGAUCACAUCUGGUGCAAAUGCACCUGGAGCCUUGGGCCAGACUGGUGCUAACACUGCAAACUUUGUCCGGAGCUCUCUCCAAUCUGAAGGCUUGCUGGGGGCACAGUGUCACCUUCACAUGCUGGGCCCUUUCGGAAAAGUGCCAGAUCGUGUCACUGGUGCUAUUUUUCAUGCUCUGGUACAAUGUGUAGCACCAUGGGGGUCUCAGCUUUACCAAAACCCAAAUCCCACCUGUCAGCCAAUUCUUGCUGAGGCAUUUGCUUAUUGCUCUUUUCCAUGAGAUAUGAUGGCCUACUCUUUGAAGGCCCUUUCUCCCAGACCCAAAUUCAGGAGUUGGCUCUAUCCAUUUUGCAAGCCCAUCUAGAUGAAGCUGCACUCAGGUGCCUCUGUGAGCUGUCUUAGACCCUACUGCCAGCCCUUCAGGACGGAGUCAGCGGAUGCUCUGUUCACCUCUGGCUCUCACCUAUUUCUUCUCGUUUUUCCUACUCAUCUCCUCUCAUCACCUGUCAUUUUGACCCCCUCUUUUUAUCCUUCCUGGGUUGUUUAACCUGCCCCUCCUCUCUCCUCUGUCUGCCUUUCUCUGUCCAUCUCUCCUUUAUCCAUCUCCUGUCCCCUUUAUUACUCCUUCCUCCCAGACCUGCCCACCCUCUUCUCUCCUCAUAUAGUUCUGAUCAUCAGUACAUCCUGCUCCUAAGUUUUUCUGUCCUAUAAAGGGCUCACGGCUAAUUCAGACAGCAAGUCCACAUGGUGGACUAAUGACACAAAUACUUGGGGUCACCAUUUUACUUACUCAGCCCAGAAAGCAAAGCUGAGUGUAAGGCCCUGACCUGGAGCCAGCCUGCACCACUGCCCAGGCAGUGCUGAUGCAAGAGCUGUGGGCCCCCUGGCACCUGGAAGCCUCCGCCUGGACUGUCUCCAGGAACUCACUCCCAGCACCGCCCAGGCUGAGGAUGCUUCCUUUCAACAGAGGCAAACUCUGGCCCCAAUAACUAUUCUAAUGAACCUCACUGAAGCCAUGACACCGCCCUGGUUUGGAGAGAGAUUUUCCCCUCUAUAUUCUUUUUCCCGUUUCCAUGUGAAGCCCCUCUGCUUUUCAGCUGGUGAUUGCUCUGGUGAGACUGAAUGGACUUGCUAGUGAAAUGACAUCUUUAUUUUUCCUGUCUUGGUCCUGCCUAAAAUUCCUACACAAAAGCGUUUAAGUCAAGGACUAAGGCUAAAUUGAUUAUAAUAAUGAGUCACUCCUGGGGAGACAUCAGUUCCCUUAAAGCAUGUGGAGAACCUCCUGUGACAACUAACUGAUUUUCCAGGAAGCUCCAUAGAGAAUUCUGUGGAUCUGCAUUAAUCAUUUAAGGGCAUGGGUAUAUAUGGUGUGCAUACCAUGUAUACACAUUACCUGAGGUAAGAGUCAAUGUGGUUGGAAACACAUACACACUUCAGUCUGUAAAUAUUCUUCCUCGCUGAAACCUGUGCUUCAGAAAUCAUUUCUUGUACAGCUGCGCAGUUUCUUGUAGCAGCUGAAGACACGCUAAGGCCCGCAGCGUAUUUAGACUUAAGAUCAGCUGACAGAGUACAGUUUCUCCCUUGCAGCUCACAAGGACAGACAGCUAAGUGGCGAGGUUGACUCCCAGUGGGAUGGCAAACUUUUCUUCUUUUCAAACUUGUGUUUCCUAAGUGUAUCUUAACUUCUGAGUGCACCAGGUUGUACCCAUUAGAUCCUUUUACUAUGACAAUUCUGUGCUUCUCUCUGACAGGAUGUUUCUCCGUCAAGCUGUAAAAUGCAGGAUGGGAGGGGAGGGAGGGAGGGGAAUUACUCCUUGCCUGGCUGGAGUUUACAGAGACGCACAGCUUACACUCCUGUUAAGUGUAAAUAUUCAACACUUCCAUUCCAUUUGUGUAAAAAAUAAAGCACACACGAUUAUAAAAAUCAA